Dama dama (fallow deer) is the source of this 1848-nucleotide messenger RNA. It is a transcript of the gene SMAP1, whose product is annotated as small ArfGAP 1. Lineage: Eukaryota; Metazoa; Chordata; Mammalia; Artiodactyla; Cervidae. The coding region runs from base 60 to 1541 and encodes 493 amino acids. The transcript has 12 exons. Gene Ontology annotation, biological process: regulation of clathrin-dependent endocytosis. Gene Ontology annotation, molecular function: metal ion binding; GTPase activator activity. The record is from RefSeq and is a predicted model, not a curated record.
CCAGCUGCGCGGACCCACGCCCGUCCCGCCCGGCUGCCGCCCGCGUCCACCCCGCCGCGAUGGCGACGCGCUCGUGCCGGGAGAAGGCGCAGAAGCUGAACGAGCAGCACCAGCUCAUCCUGUCCAAGCUGCUGAGGGAGGAGGACAACAAGUACUGCGCCGACUGCGAGGCCAAAGGUCCUCGAUGGGCUUCCUGGAAUAUUGGUGUGUUUAUUUGCAUCAGAUGUGCUGGCAUCCAUAGGAAUCUUGGGGUUCAUAUAUCCAGGGUCAAGUCAGUCAACCUAGACCAAUGGACGCCAGAACAGAUCCAGGAAAUCCUGGUGGCUUUUGAGAGGAAGAUAGAAAACUAUUCUGGAAAAUUGCAAGUGGUAGUAGAGUGCAUGCAAGAUAUGGGAAAUACUAAAGCAAGACUACUAUAUGAAGCCAAUCUUCCAGAGAACUUUCGAAGACCACAGACAGAUCAAGCAGUGGAAUUUUUCAUCAGAGAUAAAUAUGAAAAGAAGAAAUACUACGAUAAAAAUGCUAUAGCUAUUACAAAUAUUGCCUCCUCUGAUGCUCCUCUUCAGCCUUUGGUAUCCUCUCCUUCUCUACAAGCUGCUGUUGAGAAAAACAAAUUGGAGAAAGAAAAGGAAAAAAAAAAGGAAGAGAAAAAGAAAGAAAAGGAGCCAGAAAAGCCUACAAAACCACUUACAACUGAAAAGCUGCAGAAGAAAGAAGAUCAGCAGUUGGAACCUAAAAAGAGUGCCAGCCCUCAGAAAGCUGCAGAGCCCACCGUUGACCUUCUGGGACUCGAUGGGCCUGCCGAGGCGCCAGUGACCAAUGGGAGCGCAGUCGCGGGGCCAGCCCUGAACGAUGACCUGGACAUCUUUGGACCGAUGAUCUCUAACCCCUUACCUGCAACUGUCAUGCCCCCAGCUCAGGGGACGUCCUCUGCACCAGCAGCUGCCACUCUGUCUGCAGUGACAUCUGGGGAUCUGGAUCUGUUCACUGAGCAAGCUGCAAAGUCAGAAGAGGUGGCCAAGAAGCAGCUCUCCAAAGACUCCAUCUUGUCUCUGUAUGGUGCCGGGGCCAUCCAGCAGCAGAGUGCUCCUGGUGUGUUUAUGGGACCCACGAAUCUACCGUUUACCUCACAAGCACCGGCUGCGUUUCCAGGCUUCCCGUCCAUGGGCGUGCCUGUGCCCGCGGCGCCCGGCCUGGUGGGCAGCUCGCUGGGGCCGAGCGCGGGCAUGAUGGUGGGCGUGCCGGUGCCCAACGGAUUCAUGGGCAGCGCGCAGACUGCUGUGAUGCCGCUCGCACAGGGCGUGGUCGGGCCCCCAGGGAUGGUCCCGCACAUGGGCGCAGCCCAGGGGAAAUUUGGCCAGCAGCCAGCUCCGCAGAGCCCAUGGAACCUCCCGCAGGUGAACCAGCAGAUGGCUGGCCUGAGCCUGGGUGGCGUGGCGUCGGCAGCAGGCUUUGGGCCACCGCCCAGCACCUCGGCGGGGGCCGCGGGGUGGUCCGGGAGCUCAUCAGGGCAGACGCUCAGCACGCAGCUGUGGAAGUGAGCCCCCACCAGCGUUCCCGCUCAGACGCACCUGCCUCCCCUGUCCGUUCAUGUACAUACCUGUUUUUUCUUUCCCCCCCUUUGUUCAUAUGAAGACCUGAUUGACCGUGUUGGUCUGUGCUGAUUGAAUGUGCUGUGGUGAAAAGCAGGUUGAGAAACCGUCCCUGUCGAGGGCAGCUUUGCUCACAGUUCCCAGGAUUUCGCAGACACAGUCUCUGGGAAGCUGCUCAGUCAACGUGCAUAAUCAGUUUCCCUCUCGAUGAAAUUAUAGCUCUCAUGUUUGCAUAUAAGGGAAGUAGUUAUCAUGU